Ectocarpus sp. CCAP 1310/34 is the source of this 1024-nucleotide messenger RNA. The record is from the annotation of a GenBank genome assembly. Lineage: Eukaryota; Phaeophyceae; Ectocarpales; Ectocarpaceae.
GCUUGGCGGGAGAGGCUCCAGGCGCUGCAUCCCCGUCGAAAUAUAGGUUUUGGCGGUGCUUCGCGUGCUGGGAAGAGGAAACUAUUUUGACGAUGUCUCGGAGGUCACGGACAUGGGCGAGGCCACGGUGAACCGCCUGUUCCACCAGUUCACGGAAAGAUUCGCGCCUCCAGAGUCCGAUCAGGGCGCCAUCAAACAAGGCCGAGGCAGGAUUUAAGAGGCAACUCGAGAACGUCCGCUAGGACUCAGAGUGCUGCUUCGGCGUCUUAAAGGGCCGGUUCAGAAUUUUGAAGAUGGGUUUCCUCUACAGGAAGAGAGAGAGAAUAGACAACAUCUUCUUCACGUGCGUCAUACUGCACAACAUGCUUCUCGCCUACGACGGGAUCGAGCUGCUGGAGGCGGACUGCGGCUGGGCCGGAACGGACGGCAACCUCGACGACCACAUCGUGCACCCUGACGCGCGGCGGAUGGCGAUCACGCACGAGGCUGAGGUUGUGGAGUGGGACGACGACUUCCUCGAACUGAGGCAGAAGUGGGUGACCAACUUCGCUUACCGAUGGGGGCAGGGGACCGUUGGGUGGAUAAGGUCGUGAUGGCCUCUUGGCAAGUCACAUAUUGCUACGUAGCUGUCCUUUGGCGGGGAGCUGGGGGUGGGGGCGUCUUGACGGCGUUGUUCGUCCCUCCGACUGUACGUUAACUUCUGGGUCAUCUUAUGAUUUGAGUUUAGUUUCGCUGGAGGGUGGGCGGUCUCGUGUGGUCGUUAGUUUCCCCGCUGAGCUAUGAAUUGGGUACGAUGGCGGCAAAUCACUUCGCCUCUGAAUGUAGUCUUUUCUGUACGUCGUCUUUCGAGUGCUUGUUUUGUCCCCAGAUGUUCUCUGGUAUGUGGAAUCCCAGUCCACUGGCGGUAUUUUGGAAUCUUGCCCUGAGUGUAGCGAUUAAAUCUGGUCGUGGUUCUGACUCACGUUUGUGCCGGAGUAGUCGCCGCUCUUUGCGCAACACCUUUCCGACCAGGUUUGUGGUGCGA